GGAGCAGGAGGUGGGGGAUCAGGAUCUGGAGGAACAGCUGGAGGAGGAGAAGGAGGAGGAGCAGGAGAGCGGCUGAGCCGGCCCGGGGGAGGACGCCGUCUCAGGGGCAAGUGCAGCCUGCCGGGUGGGGAUUGAUGCCCCGGGUUCCCGCCGCCGCCGCCCGCACCACCCUGGGAGCAGAGCCCGCAGGAAGGCGGCGGAGAGAUGAUCGCAGAGUUGCUGAGCAGCGCGCUGGGGCUUGCCUUGUACCUCAACACCCUGAGUGCGGAUUUCUGCUACGAUGACAGCCGUGCCAUUAAGACAAAUCAGGACCUGCUUCCAGAAACUCCAUGGCUGCACAUUUUCUACAAUGACUUUUGGGGAACUCUACUAACGCACAGCGGUAGCCACAAAUCCUACCGGCCUUUUUGCACCCUUUCCUUCCGCCUAAACCAUGCCGUGGGGGGUCUGAACCCCUGGAGCUACCACCUGGUCAAUAUCCUGCUGCACGCAGUGGUGACUGGCCUCUUUACCAGCUUCUCCAAGAUGCUCCUGGGAGAUGGGUACUGGACCGUGUUGGCCGGCCUGAUGUUCGCCUCGCACCCCAUCCACACAGAAGCUGUGGCAGGCAUUGUAGGGCGUGCUGACGUUGGGGCCAGUCUCUUCUUCCUCCUCUCCUUGCUCUGCUACAUCAAACACUGCUCCACCAGAGGCUGCUCGGCCCGGACUUGGGGCUGGAUCCUGGGGACUGGGCUAUGUGCUGGAUGCAGCAUGUUGUGGAAGGAACAAGGAGUGACUGUGCUCGCAGUUUCUGCCGUCUAUGACGUUUUCGUCUUUCACAGACUGAAAAUGAACCAGAUCUUGCCAACCCUUUACAAAAGGAAGAACUUGUCACUUUUCCUGAGCGUCAGUUUGUUAACUUUCUGGGGCACCUCACUUUUGGGUGUCCGCUUGUACUGGAUGGGGAACAAGCCUCCGAGUUUUUCCAACUCUGAUAACCCGGCUGCUGACUCAGAUAGUCUCCUGGCUCGCAUGCUCACUUUCUUCUACUUACCCACCAAGAACCUCUGGCUGCUGCUGUGUCCAGAUACUCUCAGUUUUGAUUGGUCGAUGGAUGCAGUGCCUCUGCUUCAAAGCGUUUGUGAUUGGAGAAAUUUACACACCGUGGCCUUCUACCUGGGACUCUUGUUCCUGGCCUAUUAUAGCCUGAAGAGCCCAAGCACAGAACGAGAAUGCUAUAGGAAAUUUGUGACAAAUGGCAAGCAGAAUGCCAAUGGCCAUAGCUGCCACUGUGAGGCUGGGUACCAGAACUCAGAGAUGAAGCUUAGUUUUUCCUCCAAAGUGGAAAAUGGCUUUGAAAAUAAUGUGCCACAGAGACCACUGCUCCCUUCUACAGAAAACAUUGUUGUAUUAUCGUUAUCUCUGUUAAUCAUACCCUUUGUUCCUGCCACCAAUCUGUUUUUCUAUGUCGGCUUUGUGAUUGCAGAGCGUGUGCUGUAUAUUCCAAGUAUGGGCUUCUGCCUCCUCAUCACCGUGGGUGCCAGAGCCCUUUAUGUCAAAAUCCAAAAGCGGUUUCUCAAGAACUUGAUUUUUUAUGCUACAGUAACAUUAAUAGUUUUCUAUGGACUCAAGACUGUGAUCAGGAAUGGAGACUGGCAGAAUGAAGAAAUGCUGUAUAGGUCAGGGAUCAAAAUUAACCCAGCUAAAGCAUGGGGUAACCUUGGGAAUGUUUUGAAGAGUCAGAGCAAAAUUGCUGAAGCUGAAAGCGCCUAUAGAAAUGCGUUGUACUACCGGAGCAACAUGGCAGACAUGCUUUAUAAUUUAGGGUUACUUCUACAAGAGAACAACAGGUUUGCAGAAGCAUUACACUAUUACAAGUUGGCGAUUGGGAGCAGACCUACACUUGCUUCUGCCUACUUGAACACUGGUAUCAUCCUGAUGAACCAAGGGAAGACAGAAGAAGCCCGACGCACAUUUCUAAAGUGCUCUGAUAUCCCAGAUGAAAAUCUCAAGGACCCCCAUGCUCAUAAGAGUUCAGUUACCAGCUGUCUUUAUAACCUUGGCAAACUUUAUCAUGAGCAGGGACAAUAUGAGGAUGCCCUUAGUGUAUACAAGGAAGCGAUUCAGAAAAUGCCAAGGCAAUUUGCCCCACAGAGUUUAUACAACAUGAUGGGUGAAGCAUACAUGCGAUUGAGUAGGUUCCCAGAAGCUGAGCACUGGUACAUGGAAUCUCUAAGAUCCAAGACUGACCACAUCCCUGCUCAUCUCACUUAUGGCAAACUGCUUGCUCUAACUGGUCGUAAGAGUGAAGCUGAAAAGUUCUUCUUGAAGGCUAUUGAGCUGGAUCCCACCAAAGGAAACUGUUACAUGCAUUAUGGUCAGUUUCUUCUGGAAGAAUCUCGCCUCAUAGAAGCUGCUGAGAUGGCAAAAAAAGCAGCAGAACUGGAUAGCAUGGAGUUUGAUGUGGUCUUCAAUGCUGCACACAUGCUCAGACAGGCAAGCCUCAAUGAAGCAGCUGAGAAGUAUUAUGAUCUGGCAGCCAAGCUGAGACCUAAUUACCCGGCCGCGCUGAUGAACCUGGGUGCCAUCCUGCAUCUCAAUGGGCAGUUGCAGAAGGCUGAGGCCAACUACCUGCGCGCUUUGCAGCUCAAGCCCGAUGAUAUCAUCACGCAGUCCAAUCUCCGCAAACUCUGGAACAUCAUGGAGAAGCAAGGCUUAAAGACAGCCAAGACCUGACCCAGGGAGCCGUUCCUCAUCGCCCCACCAUGCUAAGCUGCCACAAUGAACAGGACUUAACUACUGUGCACUCAAAAGAACAAGCUUGGACUUGCGGAUGCAGGGAUAGGUCCGCAAGGUUCCUCCCUGCUGCUUCUCGGAGUAUUCAUUUAGCUUGUUGGCACAGUCAUUAACACCCAAAAAAAAAGGGGGGGGGUUGCACUGGAUACCUCCUGGAGAGGUUGGAAUUGGUUCUCACCUAACUGAAAACCAGAGCACUUAAAAGAGCAUCUUGGGGGCAUUCUAAGGUGGGAGAGGAGGCAAAGUUCUACUGUUGGGGUACUUUUGAAUGCAAAAUAAA
This is a messenger RNA of Suncus etruscus (white-toothed pygmy shrew), 3055 nucleotides long. It is a transcript of the gene TMTC2, whose product is annotated as transmembrane O-mannosyltransferase targeting cadherins 2. The transcript has 12 exons. Gene Ontology annotation, cellular component: endoplasmic reticulum membrane. Lineage: Eukaryota; Metazoa; Chordata; Mammalia; Eulipotyphla; Soricidae. The coding region runs from base 205 to 2715 and encodes 836 amino acids. Gene Ontology annotation, biological process: protein O-linked glycosylation via mannose. The record is from RefSeq and is a predicted model, not a curated record. Gene Ontology annotation, molecular function: mannosyltransferase activity; protein binding.